AGAUCAUUCAUGACAAUCGGAUUCAAUCUCUCUUGUUCUGAAAUCUUCAACUGAAGUAUCUGAUUCCAGCUGUUCAUAGUGUCUCCUAUUCGAUCAAGUGCCCAGGAUUGUUUCAUUUUGACAGCGAAUUCAAUUAUUUGGUAUAGUUGAGCAGUUUACAUUCAUAUUAUUCUUGUUAAGCGUCUCAAGUUUUCAGAGGUAACAUCGGAAGUUGCCUGUAAUUGUGCGCCUGGCUUAGAAUGUCAGGUGAUCACAAAAACUACAUUAUAGGUAAUCCAUCUCAAUACGUUAAAUUGAAUGUUGGUGGCUCUUUACACUAUACAACUAUCGGAACACUCACCAAACAUGACACCAUGCUCAGAGCUAUGUUUAGUGGGCGGAUGGAAGUGUUGACUGACUCAGAAGGUUGGAUUUUAAUUGAUCGUUCUGGCAAACAUUUUGGAGCAAUUUUAAACUUUUUACGUGACGGAGUUGUGCCUCUUCCUGACACUGUCAAAGAAAUGGCCGAGCUGAUGGCUGAAGCAAAGUACUACUGCAUUUCUGAAUUAUCUGAAUCAUGCGACCAAGCACUAAAAAAACUUGAAAGGGAGGCGGAACCAAUUUGUCGUGUGCCGCUGAUUACAUCCCUUCGAGAAGAACAGAUUUUAAUCAACUCUACCCUCAAACCAGUCGUCAAAUUACUGAUUAAUCGCCACAACAAUAAGUACUCAUACACCACAGCGUCAGACGACAACUUAUUGAAAAACAUUGAGCUUUUUGACAAGCUUUCCUUAAGAUUCAGUGGACGAGUUCUUUUUAUAAAGGAUGUCAUUGGCUCGAGUGAAAUUUGUUGCUGGAGCUUCUAUGGUCACUGUAAAAAAGUAUCUGAAGUUUGUUGCACUUCAAUUGUAUACGCUACGGAUAAGAAACACACCAAAGUUGAAUUCCCUGAGGCACGAAUCUAUGAGGAAACGUUGAAUAUUCUCCUGUAUGAAAACAGAAAUGCCCCUGAUCAGGAACUAAUGCAAGCAACAUCAUCACGGGGCGCUGUCGCAGGCAUGUCAUCUUACACCAGUGAUGAAGAAGAGGAGAGAUCUGGCCUUGCUCGACUUCGUUCCAAUAAGCAGAACAAUCCAUCAUCGGUAUAACAAAUAAUUUAGAAGUUCAUGCAUUCCUUUGCUCUGUGGCUCAGGAAGAAAGAUUUAUGAAUGUUGACUCAUAUGCCAAGGGUUGUAAGGUGGCAUUAAUUCAUGAUAGCUACAAAUUAUGUUGUUAACACUUCUUUUUGUAAAUUUCUAAGGCCUGUUUUUUUCAGGCAUAAUCGUAUGAGGUUGGAAUUACUCUAAUUGAGGAACCUUUCACCUCCUACCGGAAUAGUUAAUUUGACUGAUGAAGUAAGGAAUUUCUCGUAAAUUUGUCUGGAAAUUCAUGUUACUACAAUAAUCUACCGUCAAUGUUGUGUUGGCCAACAAAUGCGUAGCAUUGGAAUUGUUUCCCACUAUUCGUCGAUGCUUGAGUAAUGCGUUGAUUUGCACCGUCCAGCCACACAGGCAUUAGAGUGUUGUUUGUCUUGCUCCAUUGGUGGGAGUGCUACAAACGGCUCAAAAGGAGAAGAGACUGCAUUGAAGCCCACGUAAUGAGUGCCAUGAGCCAGGAAGAGAAUAUGAAAAAUUACAACUUGUGUGCUAUGAAAUUGUUAGGUUUCAUAUGCAUUUGUCAUUUUUAAAAUGUCACAAGGGGUAAUAAUUUUCAGGAUAUUAGAGCAAAAAGGCAAGAGGAGCUAUUUCUGUUAAUAACUGGCACAAAUAAAGCAAAGCCAGCCUAAUCUUUGAGUAGUGUCAAGUAAGAUGACGCUUGGGGUUUUGAGGAAUUGUCCGCUCUUUCCCCCCCUGAUAAAUUACAUUUGUGAAAGAGUCAUUUAUUCUUGUUUGACACUCUUGAAAAAAUGGCUUCUCAUUCCAAGUUUCCCUCAGGAGCUUGUCAGCAUUUUAUGUUCCAGUUUUUGGAACGAUUCUGGAGAAGUGGGAAAAUUUUCCAUCCUCCUCUUCGUAAUGGUGGAUUCUACACCAACAAAAGGUGUAUGUCCUAUUACUGAUGUUCUAUACCUUCCGCAUUUGUUGAUGAACUGCUUUUGGAUGAAGCCCUGAAUGUUACAAGGAGAGGUCAAAUAUAGGUAUCUUCUUUUAUUCAGAGAAUCAAAGGCAAUAGAAGAUUUUUUUAGCAGUUGUGUUGGGCUGUCAAUUUCAAGGCAGAUGCUUCUUAUGUAUUUUUAAACUGAUUGUCCAUGAUUAAUUUUUUCCAUUUUGCAACUGUUCACACUAAGGAUCUCAGAAGAAAGGGGAAUAGUAUUUGAAUGCCAAAUCUUGUCCACAGACUCAAACAAUCGAACCCAUAUCACAUUGUAUUUUCUAAGCUGUUUCGUGACUUCUGGCAUAUCAAGUUAUUGUGAAAGUUAAUAUUAUUUGGGACCAAAGAAACUUAUGAUGUGAAAAUCUGUAGAAAGAUGAACUAUAUAAAAAGUGCUAAAUGAGCUUUUGUUCCAGUAGUAAGACGAAGUUAAGGACAAAACUAUGACUAAAUACGCACUUUUUAUGAGUUUUACUUAAUAGAAAUAUAAGAUUUGUUCACAAGUAGCCACACUUAGCCACUAUACAUACACAAAUCUCGUCAGUAGAUUAAAUUUUGCUGAAAAAUUGUCCACGAAAUCUUAAAAAGGAUCUGACCUCGUGAUAAAAUGAUUUAGAGACUCUAAUUGUUGGUUGGAGAUGAGGUAGCUUUUGAUCAUCGGAUAGUAACAUUAAUUGUGCCGCAAACGAAUCUUGUCUAUGCUCCAUCCACUGGCUCAAAUUCUAGUUGUUUAAAUCCUUUCCUAUGAGAGUGAAAAAUAUUCCUGCGGCAAGCAAUAAUGACUUGCAGAGCAGCCCACGAAUGUAGUCUGAGUCGCAGGGAUGAGGUUUCUAUAUUCGAGGAAGACUGUUGUAAUCAUAUCAAUGGUCACAUCCUCUAUUUUCAGUUCUUCAUCCGUUUCCAAGAAUUGGAGUCCAUGAUCUCCAUCAUGGCUACUCCAAUUGAGAGUGAUAAAGUAGGUACUGUCUUUGCUGCCUUAUUCAUAAAUACACGUAAAACUAGAAAAAAUUGACUAAAGUACAAAACUAUUCAACAGGAAAAGUACAUGCAAUAUCUAAAUGCACUUAUAAAAUACAAAAAUUUGAAACACAUUUUACUGUCAAAUUUGGUUGACUAAGCUGUAUCAAACAUUGAUAUUGUUUAAAAAAUCGAGCCUCAAGCCAAAAUAUUAUUCGAAAUCUAGAAAAAAUGGACAGAAUCAAUAUUAUUAUUAUUCGAAACUGAACAACAAUUAAACUAAUAACUAUACAUAACCCGGUACCCUUAGAGGUCCUCGGGGCAUCUUUUUCCCUUCCACUGUUUAGUAUUUACUGCCUUUUAAUAAUGAGAGUGGUGUUUUGAUUCAAGAGAUAGAUUUGAGUUUUUUAAUCUACCCCCCACCCUGAGGAUGCCCAGUUCAUCGAUAAAGGGGUUGAGACUGGCUAGUUGAUUGGAGCAGGUCUUGCCCUUUUUUAUGUUCAUGAUAUCUUUGGCAAAAUAUUCCCUCUGGAUCAUCAUAACUGUGCGUUGAAUAGCUAUUUUACGUUCUUCGACAUUGAUGUCUCCCAUAAUUUUAGAAGGGCCUUUGCGUGAAUUAUGUAUAAAACGGAGACACCAUGCCAACACAUUAGUUAGAAUUUCAACCUUGGUUGUUAACUCAGGUCUUGAGCAAUGGAGAGGUUUAAUGGUUAAGUUAAGGUCUCCCCAGCAUUUGAGCUCUUCAUCACCCAAACCUGAUACCUGCAUCUCAACUUUGUUGAAUUUCAAUCCUAGCUGACUAGCACAUUUUAAGGUAAUGAAUGAUGACAUUGCCGCCGAAUCAAUGACAGCUCGAACGGGUGAAAAUUUGCCAUUAGCUGAUUUGAUAUUUACAAUAGCUGUUCCAAGGAUAGUUGUUUCUUUUAUUGUCAGUUGAUUUCCAUUUUUUGAUGCUAAGUUCACAUUUCCGGAAGAAUCAUCCGAAGUUGACAAAAAACUUCCUUGAGGCUGAUGUAAUAAUGUGUGGUGCUUUUCAGAGCAAACCUGACACCUGCAUUUGCUUUUGCAUUCCUGUGUAUUUUCGUGUGAUAUCGAUAGGCAAUUUGGACAUCGUUUGAAUUCUUGGAUUUUUUCUUGUCGACCUUUGACUGUUAAAGCAUGGAACUUCUCACAUGGAUAAAUAGCAUGUGGAUUUUUGCACAGGUUACAACUUGGAUCUAUGUUUUUCUCUUGAUUUUUUGAUCUUGAUUCUUUUCUUUUUGAACUCUCCUGAUGGACAGUAUUUUCAGUGGCUACAAAGUUCCGUGAGUUUCCUGAUUUUUUUUGAGAAUUUUUUGCGUGGGAAUCGGAGUUUGAUCUUGUAGUAUAGUUGUCCAGCUGAGAGCAUUCAGCGUGAAGAAAUUUUUCAAGUUCGUCGAACUGAGGAUAUUUUGAAGAGUUUUCACGGGAGUCUUCGAAUCUGCGCCUUAAUGUGAAAGAAAGCUUGCUAAUUACAAUGGUUGUGAGUAAUAACGAAUACGAGUUUUUAUCCUUUUUUAGCGCAAUGAGCGCAUUAAUAUACGCUCGAAUUUUAGAUGAGAGAUUUGGCAAUGAUGCAUUUUGCUGUGCGUCUGGCAAUUCUCACAAACUGGUAAAGUGAUGAUGAACAUGCCUUCUUUCGUUGUUGUAUCUUAUACAUAACGAGUCCCAAGCGACUGAGUAAUUUUCAGACGUCAUUUCUAGGGUGCCUACGAGUUGUCUAGCUUCACCUUCCAAUUUUGACAGUAAAUAUUGGAAUUUUUCGAUGUCAUUUAAGUUUAGCGCCUUGUGAAUACUUGCUUCGAAUAAACUAUAAAAUGCAGACCACUCAUUCAUUUUUCCCGAGAAUUUUGGUAAUUCAAGGCGAGGCAGCUUCACGUUGUUGUUAGAUGAUAAUCUUCCUUCAAUAUUUUGUGGAUUUUCUCCUGAGGUGCUAGCUGCUGUUCCUUUCUUUUUUGCAGAAAUAAACAAAUGUUGCGUGGCAAGAACUAGUGUGUCAAAGGCCUCUUGAGUUUCACUGAUUGCCACUCUUUCCUUUUCAGCUACUUUAAAAUUGAACAUAAUCAUCUCGUGACGAAUUGAAUCCAUAUUUUCUUGUAAUUUGACCAGUCAAUCCAUCAAGCCUUGAUAUAAUUCGAAAUUUGAAGGUUUAAUUUCGGCUUUUAUUUGAUCAUAAAUUUUCUGGACUGCGGCAAAUAUAUCCUGUCUUUGUAAUUUCAAUAUUUGAAGCUUUUCAAGAUUAGCCUUAAGCUCUGAGGUUGACGGUUGCAAACCACCGCCAAUUUGUUAAUUUUCGUCUCCAGCCAUAAUAGAACAACUAAAGAUUUAAAUGUGACAAAGUUGCAAGUUGUAUACUCAGACUGUUGUACUAAUAAGAAUUUUUUGGUGCACUUAAUGUUUGUAACUUGAGUUACCUGUGCGUAAACUUACAAUACUUUUAGCGUGAUUUUCCUAUGCACCUAACGGUGGGGCAAGAAGUUGCCGUGCACAAAAUCCGAAAUGCUGUAAUGUGAAGUAUUUGUCAAUAUUUAUCAUAUGCAUUAAAUGGUGGCUUUUAGAGUUAGCCAUGCAUGAAUAAUACCAAAUGCAAUGUGUGUGUGAACGCACGCUACCUUUGUCUCAAAAUCGGACUUAAUGUGAUGUCCAUUGAUACUAAAGGGCGAGAGUGCGUCUUUUCCGUAUGGCAAAUGUGGCACCACUGCGGCGGUAAAGGAGCGCAAUCUAUGCCUAAGCUCCUAAGGGCUAGUUCUCAAAAUUAUGAAUUACAUGAUUGACCUGUUUUGUUUAUUCUAUUUUUGCUAAUGGGGUGAGAAGGGUCACUACGGUUUGAAUUUUCAGGAUUUUUUUUUUUUUUUUAUCACGUCUCGUGAUUGACCCGUUUUGUUUAUUCUAUUUUUGCUAAUGGGGUGAGAAGGGUCACUACGGUUUGAAUUUUCAGGAUUUUUUUUUUUUUUGAUCACGUCGAGGUCACCAUGUUCAGUAUUUACUGCCUUUUAAUAAUGAGAGAAAA
Messenger RNA from Bemisia tabaci, 6091 nucleotides. Its product is annotated as BTB/POZ domain-containing adapter for CUL3-mediated RhoA degradation protein 3. The record is from RefSeq and is a predicted model, not a curated record. Gene Ontology annotation, biological process: protein homooligomerization. Gene Ontology annotation, molecular function: protein binding. Lineage: Eukaryota; Metazoa; Arthropoda; Insecta; Hemiptera; Aleyrodidae.